CUUGAGUCUCGACUAAAGGAACAAGGCCCUCUUGAGUCAAUUGCCUAGAGGGACGUAUCCUUCUCUAGAACAAUUGAUCAAGGCGUUCUGAACUAGACUCCCUCUAUCGAAAGAGGUUCUCAAUCGAUACAAAGCAGUGAAUCAACCCUCGACUAAAGCAAUCGAUCCACUACUAUCAAUCUAUGGUGCUCUAUUGACCUAAUCAGGUAUUCCCUCUCAUAGAAUCAAAGCAGAAUCAAUAAUCUCGACUAAAGCAGAAUUGAAUCAUGAAAACAUGCAUAGAUUGAAUAUGAACUCAAGAUUAUCCAGUCAGAGUACUCAUACAAUCAUCCAAUCAAACAAACAUAGCUAGGGUUCCUCAAAACCUAAGUGAAGGGAAGUUACUCCAUAGAGAAGAGAGAGACUGCAGUAAGAAUCUUCAGAUGAUCAGUCUUCAAGUCUGGGCUUGUUCCUCGAGCUUCCAAGGCGAAGAAAUCCUCCUUCUCUACUCCAAGAAUGCCCUCAAAUCGCCCUCUCUCUCUAGGGUUCGUCCCUUGGGUGUUUGGGAUCCAAAACCCAGCUCUCCUUCUUCUUUGGUUCGGAAUUUGGCUUAAAACCAGGAAAUCCCGACUCGCGCGGCCAGGGUGCACGGCCGUGCACAUCACCAUUCUGGCCGUGCACCUCAAAACGCGGCGUAUCAAUUAGUUGAACCUCAGCCAACUCGCACGGCCAGAAUUGUAUGUUGCACGGCCGUGCAGAUUUCACUUGUGCCCGUGCGUGCCCACGCACAAUCCCGCACGGCCAAACUGGUCACUUGCACGGCCGUGCGUGGCCACGCUGGUCUGCCCGUGCAGCUUGCUCAGCCUCUGUUUAAUGCUUCGUUUCUCCCUCGUCCGGACUCCGAAUCAAUCGCCGUUUGAUCCCAGACGCUCGUAUUCUCGUCCUCUUUCGUUUCAUAACAAGCUUGCAUGAUUCUUUGUCCAUAAAGUGAGGUAGAAAUCCAUUCUUCUUCAGGUCAUGCCCGAGUUUCUUCUCUCGAAUCGUCAAUUGAUCUCUGAUUGACUUGAAACUUGCGCCUAUGCUUCACUUUAUGUGCUAGGACCUGAAAUGGGACAAAGGAACACAACCUAGCAUAAAAUAGGCCAAAGACGCAAUAAUUCAAGCUCAAACAAUCAAGAAACAAAGGGGAAAACAUGUGCAAAUACCGAGUCAUCAGGAAGAUAUUACGAUUAUAUCCGAUCGACAUGCGGGGAUAAGGAAUGCUGUUGGUGGUUUUCCCGACGAGUGGGGGUGGAGAUGGAGAUGGUGUAUUCGGCACUGGCUCGCCAAUUUCCAACACAAAUUUGGGAAGAAGAAAGACAUCAAAAAUCUACUUUGGAAUGCAGGUACUCAUGUUUUUCUUAUGCGAUUUAAGUUUGUGUUUAUUAAGCUGAUGAGCUGAUGUUAUUCAUCAUGUAUUGACCAGUUAGUCUUUUGUUCACCUUUUAGCGGUUGCACAUCAACCAAAAAAGUACGAGCAGAUCAUGAAAACGAUCCGUCAGACCCACCGAGCUGGAGCAGUAUGGGCUGAAGGUCAAGAGUUGCCCAUGUGGACGUUCCAUAUGGACAACGGGGCUAGAUGGGGCAUUGCAACUACCAACCAUGGAGAAAGUAUAAAUAAUGUGUACAAGGGUCUUCGAGCGAUGCCUAUUUCUGUCAUCGUGGAAAUGUCUUAUUGGAAGGUCAACGAGUGGCGAGUUGCUCGGCUACAGCUAGCUAUAGGGAGGGAGUUGCAAGGUCAUUCAAUAGCACAUGACGUAUUCGCUCAAAUGCAGAAGAACGAUGAAAAAUCAAGUAAGCAUAAGGUUGUUCUUUUUAACCGCAGUGAAGGAAUAUUCGCUGUCGAAACAGGUAUAUGGGGUGGAGGGAGACGUGGUCACAAUCGUCAAACGGUCAAAUUGCACUACGAAUUAGGGGAGUGUUCUUGUCAAAAGUAUCAGAACGAAAGGAUACCCUGUUCACAUGCAAUGGCGGUUGCUAAGUCAAUAACCAUGAACAGAAACAGCCUGGUGAGUCCUUACUACACUGAACAAGCGAUACGGAACUCAUAUAAUGCAGCUUUGAGCCCCAUGCCAGAUGAAGCGUAUUGGCCUAUAUACGCUGGAAAGUUGAUUAUCCCACCGUUGCACCUAAAACGCACCAAAGGCCGUCCUAGAGUUGAAAGGAUACACAAUGAGAUGGAUCAAGUUGAACGGACGAGAAGGGGACCGAAGCGAUGCUCUAAGUGCAGACAACCUGGUCACGACAAGAGGCGUUGCCCAGGACAACCAUCAACUUAAUUUGCAUUUACUUGUAUUCUGCUACUAAAUUGAUAGCUUGUUUAAUUUUUAAUUAACGUUUGCAUUUGAA
Molecule: messenger RNA, 2367 nt
Organism: Linum trigynum
Lineage: Eukaryota; Viridiplantae; Streptophyta; Magnoliopsida; Malpighiales; Linaceae
Source: the annotation of a GenBank genome assembly